This is a messenger RNA of Lepus europaeus (European hare), 3543 nucleotides long. RefSeq names its product NADPH oxidase 4 (gene NOX4). Gene Ontology annotation, cellular component: NADPH oxidase complex; plasma membrane. NCBI's taxonomy places the organism in Eukaryota, Metazoa, Chordata, Mammalia, Lagomorpha, Leporidae. The record is from RefSeq and is a predicted model, not a curated record. The transcript is spliced from 18 exons. Bases 49 to 1785 code for a protein of 578 amino acids. Gene Ontology annotation, biological process: superoxide anion generation; defense response. Gene Ontology annotation, molecular function: superoxide-generating NAD(P)H oxidase activity.
GCUCCUUCUCGGCGUGCAGGCGUGGAGCGCAGCACCGGGGCCGACGGCAUGGAUGUGUCCUGGAGAAGCUGGCUGGCCAACGAAGGGGUUAAACACCUCUGCCUGCUCAUCUGGCUUUCCCUGAAUGGUCUGCUUUUCUGGAAAACCUUCCUGCUGUAUAACCAAGGGCCAGAGUACCAUUACCUCCACCAGAUGUUAGGCCUAGGAUUGUGUCUAAGCAGAGCCUCCGCGUCUGUUCUUAACCUCAAUUGCAGCCUCAUCCUUUUACCCAUGUGCCGAACACUCCUGGCUUACCUUCGGGGAUCCCAGAAGGUCCCAAGCAGGAGAACAAGAAGAGUGUUGGAUAAGAGCAGAACAUUCCAUAUAACUUGUGGUGUCACUAUCUGUAUUUUCUCAGGUGUGCACGUGGCUGCCCAUCUGGUGAAUGCCCUCAACUUCUCAGUGAACUACAAUGAGAAUUUUAUUGAACUGAAUGCAGCAAGAUACCGAGAUGAGGAUCCUAGAAAGCUUCUCUUCACAACUGUUCCUGGCCUGACAGGAGUCUGCAUGGUAAUGGUGCUAUUCCUCAUGGUUACAGCUUCUACUUAUGCAAUAAGAGUUUCUAACUAUGACAUCUUCUGGUAUACUCAUAACCUCUUCUUUGUCUUCUACAUGCUGCUGAUGUUGCAUGUGUCAGGGGGGCUGCUGAAGUAUCAAACUAAUUUAGAUACCCACCCUCCUGGCUGCAUCAGUCUUAACCAAACUCGCCAUCAAGACAUCUCCUUACCAUUGCAUCACUCAGAACAUUUGCCUGGACCUUUCUUGGGAGAAUUUUCAAAACCAGAAGAACUUGCUCAGAACACAUUCAUGAAGAUUUGUGUGGAAGAGCCCAGAUUCCGAGCUACUUUUCCACAGACUUGGCUUUGGAUUUCUGGACCUUUGUGCCUAUACUGUGCCGAAAGACUUUAUAGGUGUAUUCGGAGCAAUAAACCAGUCACCAUCCUCUCAGUUAUAAGUCAUCCCUCAGAUGUCAUGGAAAUCCGAAUGGUCAAAGAAAAUUUUAAAGCAAGACCUGGCCAGUAUGUUAUUCUACAUUGUCCCAGUGUGUCUGCAUUAGAAAACCAUCCCUUUACCCUCACAAUGUGUCCUACAGAAAAAAAAGCAACAUUUGGAGUCCAUUUUAAAAUAGUAGGAGACUGGACAGAACGAUUCCGAGAUUUACUGCUGCCUCCAUCUAGUCAAGACUCUGAGAUUCUGCCGUUCAUUCAAACUAGAAAUUACCCAAAGCUAUACAUAGAUGGUCCCUUUGGAAGUCCAUUUGAGGAGUCACUGAACUAUGAGGUCAGCCUGUGCGUGGCUGGAGGCAUUGGAGUGACUCCUUUUGCAUCGAUACUCAACACCCUGCUGGAUGACUGGAAGCCGUACAAACUUAGAAGACUGUAUUUUAUUUGGGUAUGCAGAGACAUCCAAUCCUUCUGUUGGUUUGCAGACUUACUCUGCAUGUUAUAUAACAAGUUUUGGCAAGAGAACAGACCUGACUAUGUCAACAUCCAGCUGUACCUCAGUCAAACAGAUGGGAUUCAGAAGAUAAUUGGAGAAAAAUACCAUGCAUUGAAUUCAAGACUUUUUAUUGGGCGUCCUCAGUGGAAACUUCUAUUUGAUGAAAUAGCAAAAUAUAACAGAGGGAAAACAGUUGGUGUCUUCUGCUGCGGACCCAAUUCACUUUCCAAGAUUCUUCAUAAACUGAGUAACCAAAGCAACUCAUAUGGGACAAGAUUUGAAUACAAUAAAGAAUCUUUCAGCUAAAAAUCUGAGAUGAACCAGGACUCUAAAGAAGGAAUGUGUGCAAUAUCUAAAACUUUGAAACUCAGCUGAAUCUAACAGCUUUGCUGUGCCAAAGAGUAGCAAGGUUUUAUUAUUUAUGAUUAUUUAAAAUGGAAAUGCAGAGAAUGUGGCAAGAUGACAAGCCACAUUGCAUGUUUGAUCUGGAAACCAAAGAGGCCCUGAGGAAUAUUUGAUGUGAUGAUUCACUUUUCAAUGCUCAAAUUAAAAGAAAACUAUUAGAUGCUCACUGUUGAUUCUUAUAGCAGUGUCAAGAACUCCCUAGUGAGGAGCUGAACUCCAUCACUCUGAGGCUGACAGUCAUGGUCCUCUUUAAAUUGUUUAUGGUUGAACAAAUGGAAGAAGAAAAUUAAAAAUUCAUUGAAACUCAGAUUAUGUUUUCUACAUUGUGUAUAAACACAAUAGCUUUAAUUUGGAAAAUUUCCAGGCAUAUAUAUUAGAUGUCUUAAAAUACAGCACGGGACUCUGUAUUGAUACGGGUACUUUGUGUUUAAUCUUCCUCACUACUGAUGAUAAUACCUCUGCUUGUUGUCUGUAGGCUAUAUGUAGUAUCUACUUUUAUAUUUUUCUCUCUUCCUUUUAUUCUAACAAGGAAAGUCUCUCUUUUCCUAGCCUACGUUAGACUGAAUAAUGUAAUAGUUCAUUUUCAUCUUCAACUUAUUUAAUAUAUGAUUAUUGCAUAAUAUGAAAAUAUAAUUACUAUAAUUGUAAAGGGUCAUGUAUCCUAGUAACAUUUUUCCUUUUUCAGCAUUGUGGUCUCUAUCUUUUUUUUUUUCACUUUUAUUCCUAGGCACACUUUAUCUUUUAUUUUAUUUUAUUUUAUUUUGCCUUUUAAAGUGCAUUCUUUAAUUUGUGCUUUGUGACUGAAGGACAUCAUACCUGCCAGCAGGCACUGAGAAACAGUAACUCUAUCCCUUGUCAUACAAUGCUUUGUGAUGGAGAUUUUUAAAGUGUAGUCACAUUUCUGAAUAUGAGCCCUGUAUUUUACUUUCUCCAUAAAAGGAAAUCCAUCAUCAAUCAUUCAAAUUUAUUUCAGAAUCAAUGUUAUUGUCUUAUUGUCUCACUGUUUGAUAUCCAAAGUUCUAAGAGAAUUUUUGGGUUUAAAGUCGCUGUAGGGACUACACUGUGUGACCCUUUCAGUUUGUUUCCUGACUUUUAUAUUUGCUACCUUAAUAAUUAAGAGUUCAUAUAGCUUAGAGAUUUUGUUUAGUGGAUAUUUAUCAAAUGCUAUGAAAUAUAACACACUGUUGAUUUAAGCAGUUUAAUUUGCCUCUGUUAAAAUUUUGCAUACAACAUAACAUGAUGGAUGCUACUGUCAGUUUUUUUGUUGUUGUUGUUAGGAUUCACCAAUAGCAGUCAAGCAUGCUAAAUCACCCAACGCUGAAUGACUGUGAGUAUAUUUACUUGUACACAUAUCUUCCUUUCCUUCUAAUUCCUUCCUUUCCCUUCUGUAGAAAGGAGGUGAAUCAGAAAAAAAAAAAAUGAUGGGAAAUGUGCAAUGCAACUGCAGAUUGAGCUCUGAGGGCAUAGUUAAUAACCAGUACAUCUUGGCUACACUUCCUAGAGUGAAAAUAAUUUUAUGAAAAACCUGUAACAGAAAGAACUAAUAAAAAGAAGUUUAAAUUUGUUCAGGCUUAAUGUGCAAUACUCUUUAAUGAUAACUUAUAUAUGUGACUAUAUUAAUGCACCUAAUUUCAAUAAAACAGAUCCUUCCAUCAGUUU